Molecule: messenger RNA, 1032 nt
Organism: Prunus armeniaca (apricot)
Lineage: Eukaryota; Viridiplantae; Streptophyta; Magnoliopsida; Rosales; Rosaceae
Source: the annotation of a GenBank genome assembly
AUGAGGAAACAAGCGGUUGAGGUUCAGGCUAAUUGUCCCAAAUGUUCCACAAUACCGACUACCGAGGAAUCUUUUACCAUUUCACUCGCAAAAGAUUGGAGGGCUCCAUAUUUGGCAUUUUUUGUUGAAAGGACUCUGCCAAGCAAUUCCAAGCUCGCCUAUAAGCUUAAGAAGACAGUAAAGAGAUAUUUUGUGGACGGAUCGAUUCUUUACCGAAAGGGAUUUAAUGGGGAACCUCUACGAUGCUUAGGAAAUACGGAGUCACAUCAAGUCAUGCAAGAAAUACACGCUGGAGAAUGCGGAGAGCAUCAAGGAAUGAAAAAGCUCCACCGGCAGCUGUUGAGUUUUGGAUAUUACUGGCCUACUAUGAAAAGGGAUGCACAUGAUUUUGUUAAGAAGUGCCACACGUGCCAAAUCCACGCCAAUUUGAGUCACAAGCCUCCUACACUGUUGCAGGACAUGCGCACUCCUUGGCCUUUCCAUACUUGGGGGCUUGACUUAAUAGGGACAAUUCAUCCUCCUUCCGACGGUUACAUAUGGAUUCUUACUGCUACAAAAUAUUUCACAAAAUGGGUCGAAGCAAUUCCUCUCCGAAAGGCUACGGGAGCCGCUGUUUCAAAUUUCAUUUGGGAAUAUAUUGUAUGCAGAUUUGGAAUUCCAUACAAGAUGGUUACUGACAAUGGCACGCCUUUUGUUAACAAGCAAGUAAGUUCAACACUUAGUGGUUACGGAAUCAAGCAUCGCCGCUCAACACCCUAUUACCCGCAGGGAAAUGGUCAAGCAGAAGCUACUAAUAAGACAAUACUGAGGAUUUUAAGCAAAAUGGUGUAUGAGUAUGAGGGCGGUUGGAGCAUUCACCUGCCGGAUGCUUUGUGGGCUUACCACACCUCACCUAGAAGUACUAUAGGUUUUUCACCUUAUUCACUGGUAUAUGGGUCCGACGCUAUUUCACCUGUGGAAAUCACCACUCCCACGGCCAGAGUGUUAGCUGUUAACGAUCUUGAAUGGGAUGCAAAGUCAUGCUCGGAUUGA